This is a messenger RNA of Xiphias gladius (swordfish), 705 nucleotides long. RefSeq names its product helt bHLH transcription factor (gene helt). Lineage: Eukaryota; Metazoa; Chordata; Actinopteri; Istiophoriformes; Xiphiidae. The record is from RefSeq and is a predicted model, not a curated record. Bases 1 to 705 code for a protein of 234 amino acids. Gene Ontology annotation, cellular component: nucleus. Gene Ontology annotation, biological process: regulation of transcription by RNA polymerase II; regulation of neurogenesis; anterior/posterior pattern specification. The transcript has 4 exons. Gene Ontology annotation, molecular function: DNA-binding transcription factor activity, RNA polymerase II-specific; protein dimerization activity; RNA polymerase II cis-regulatory region sequence-specific DNA binding.
AUGGCAUCUAAGAUGAAAGACAGGAAGAGAACUCCCAUCUCUCACAAAGUCAUCGAGAAACGAAGACGGGACCGAAUCAACCGCUGCCUAAACGAACUAGGGAAAACAGUACCGAUGGCACUGGCAAAACAGAACUCUGGAAAACUGGAGAAGGCUGAAAUCUUAGAAAUGACAGUCCAGUACCUGCGAGCGCUCCACUCAGCGGAUUUCCCCCGAGGGAGAGAAAAAGGUGAACUUCUUGCCGAGUUUGCAAACUACUUCCACUACGGAUACCACGAGUGUAUGAAGAAUCUGGUGCACUACCUGACCACAGAGGACAGAGCCGAGACCAAAGACAUCAAGUACGCACGGAUCCUUGCCUUCUUACAGUCCAAGUCCCGGGUGGUCACCGAGCCUGUGUUCGGCUCUGUCGGCUCGUUGCCAGAACCAACUGACUACCUAGGCCAGCUGCACUCCUCGCCGGAGCACCAAAGCCACAGUCCAUCCGACGCGGUGUACCAGCAGAGUCCGCCGGGACACUUCUCCUGGCACAGCUCGACCCGCAGCCCGGGCAUCUCGUACCCAACGGUCCCGCUCUCUGCGCACACGCAACAGCACGGUGGUUACUUGUCACCGGUGCAGGGACUCGAUCACCACUAUUUCAACUUCCUCGGUCACACGCACGCAAACACAUUCAGUUUGCACAGUGCGCAACACGCCAUGUAA